Acanthoscelides obtectus is the source of this 1549-nucleotide messenger RNA. The record is from the annotation of a GenBank genome assembly. NCBI's taxonomy places the organism in Eukaryota, Metazoa, Arthropoda, Insecta, Coleoptera, Chrysomelidae.
GUACUUUAUUGCAGAUUUUACAGGAGGCGGUUGUGGCACACCACCCCCAAUCAUCCGAGCCGGAGGAGAAAUGUCGCCCCCUACCAUUCCGUCGUCUACACCCCCUCUUCAUCCUCUCGAAAUGUCACGUAUGACGCUCUGGAACCUGUACAGUAACAACAACCACCCUGUACAACCCACUGCAAACGCAAGUGCCGUGGAGCCACAGAAGGAGCCGAUCAACUUGUCAGAGCCUUCAAACAUCACCAAACGGGAACCAGAGUGUAGCGAGUCCCCUCCGCCACCAAAAAGACCCAAAGAGGAAGUAAUGGACGAUAGAGAGGAAGAUGAAGAUGAAGAAGAAGAAGAACAGGAGAGGUUGCAAGAACAACAGCAAAAGUCACUACAUUUGUCACCCUCUGCUCAUAUCAAAAUCAACCGCCGUGGUGAUAUGAGAAACGGGGACAACUCUCUAGUAGUCAGUAUGGAGCUGAAUGGAGUCACGUAUCAAGGGGUUCUGUUUGCACAAAACCCGCCGUCAAGGACAGCGAUGGCAUCUUAAAAAGACUCCCUAAACGAAAUUUUGUUUCUGCAACUGUAGAGAGUCAUUUAGUGUUCCGGUACAAUUCUUAAGUAUGAAUGUGUUUUGUAUUUAUUCCCUUCCUAUAAUAAUAUGCAAAUUAGGUAUGUCGGAAUAGAGGUGUUCAAGAAUUUAAUAAUAACGUUUUCUAACCUUCAAAAGUCAAAUUAGUCGUUUUUUACGUCGUCCCAGGUAGCACAAGCACGUGAAAAUGACGUUAGAAAUUGGUCAUGAAACGACGUAAAAUAAACGUGAAAAUGACGUCCUAAUAUAACAUACCGAUGACGACAUAUGGCAAUCGUAAAUAAUACGUCACUUGGUGGACGUGGAGAUGACGUCUAUUAUUUAUAAUAAAUAACGAGUUUUAGCUUCUGCAAGAGUCAUAUACUGUGUUACUAGUAGUAUUACACUAACGGAGCACCUUAGGCUAUAAAUUGUAACACUGGCACACAGCUGCCAACGUAGCGACGAAAGACGACUUAUUACUAGGUUCUCCAUCUCUCACUUUACCACUUUAUACGACGUUUGAGAUAGUGAUGUAACAAAUAUUUGCAAAAUUUCUGCAAAUGAUUAUCAGAAAAAAAUGCAAUUAUAAUAUAAUAGUAGGUUAAUAAAACCAAAAUCCAUUCAUUUCUUAUAUUUUUUAAUACAAGAAAAAGUAACUUGACCUCGUAAUCACAUUAUCAGUCUUCACUUAAUCAUUUGGUAUUAUUUAUUUAUUUACUCUACCUUGGGCAAUGAAGCUUAUCAAUUACAUAUUCAUGGACAAAAAAAAAAACAAAGAAAUACAGUAUUCUUCUACAAUAAACUAUAAAUAUAAUCUGUUUUUAUCAUAAUAAGUAAACACUUUAAACAAACAAAAAUAAAAUUAUAUAUAUAUAUAUAUAGGUGAAAAAUUAAAGCUUCCGCCUUUUGUUGGGUACUUCGACAAAAUUUAAGCAAAGAGGACUCUUUAUACUUUUUUUAAUUCUCUCUAGCUUUCAAUGGACU